Messenger RNA from Gymnodraco acuticeps, 1717 nucleotides. RefSeq names its product solute carrier family 2, facilitated glucose transporter member 11-like. Bases 114 to 1598 code for a protein of 494 amino acids. The record is from RefSeq and is a predicted model, not a curated record. Gene Ontology annotation, biological process: monosaccharide transmembrane transport. Lineage: Eukaryota; Metazoa; Chordata; Actinopteri; Perciformes; Bathydraconidae. Gene Ontology annotation, cellular component: membrane. The transcript has 13 exons. Gene Ontology annotation, molecular function: hexose transmembrane transporter activity.
AAACCAAGGGAGCCAACACAUCAGACUUGGCUAAGCACCUCGCCGACCGGCAUCCAGAGCUGUUUAAAGAAUUUAAAGACAGACAGCCAACAUCCAGGGAGCCAGCACUAAAGAUGGAAGAUGCAUCAGGAAAGCUUCAGUACUGGAGACUUUAUCUGCUGUCGAUGGUGUUGGGAAUUGGGGGAUCGUUUCAGUAUGGGAUUCAAGUUUCUGUCAUCGCUUCUCCAGCAGUGCAUGUUCAGAGUUUUGUGAACCACACCUGGUUGUGGAGGUACGGAGCUCCAGUGGAUGACUCCUCCAACCAGCUCAUCUGGUCCUUCAUCGUGGCCGUGUUGAGUCUUGGGGCCGUGGCCGGGGCCGUUCACAGCGGCAGCAUUCCCGUCACUUACGGCAGGAAAAAAGCUCUCUUGUUCAACAAUGUAGUGGCGAUUGUGGCUGCCAUUCUCAUGCUCUUCAGUCGAAUGGCCAAGUCUUUUGAGAUGAUCUUGCUGGGCAGAUUCCUCUACGGAUAUAAUGUUGGUCUUGGCUUGAGUGUGCACCUCAUGUACCUCGGAGAGAGUUCUCCAAAGAAACUCAGGGGUUUCAUGACUCUCACAGGCUCAAUAUUCAUUGGAUUUGGAAAGGUCAUUGGUCAAAUAAUUGGCAUCAAGGAGAUAAUGGGAACAGAAGACAUGUGGCCAUACCUCUUAGCUGUCAGUGGUAUUCCUGCCAUCCUGCAGCUUGUGACGCUGCUUUUCUUCCCUGAGUCACCCAGAUACCUUUACAUUGACAAAGGAGACACUGAAGGCAGCAUAAAAGCUUUGCAGUGGCUGUGGCAGGAGGACGACUUAAAACUGGAGCUGGACGACAUGAAGAAAGAGAGAGAGAGCACUCAGGGAGAGAAGGCGAAGACUGUGAAGGAUGUCCUCUGCUCUCGCUGUGUGAGAUGGCAGCUUCUGACUCUCAUCAUCCCCUGUGCCGGGGUUCAGUUCUGCGGCAUCAACGCUCUGUAUUUUUACGCCUUUGACAUCUUCCGUGAGUCUGGAGUGCCUGAGAACCAGAUGCAUUACUUGGCCAUUGGCCUUGGAGCCACAGAGCUCUUCACAGUGACACUGUGUUCCUUCUUGAUAGACCGUGCAGGCAGAAAGAAGCUGAUGGGCUACGGCUAUCUACUGAUGGGUAUCACCAUGUGUGUACUCACUGUCAUGCUGUCCAUCAAGGAUCUGAAUCCCUGGAUCCCCUAUGUGAACAUCGGCCUGAUAUUCUGUGUCAUCUGCAUUUAUGGACUUGGACCAUCUGGAGUGUCUAUGGCUCUUCCUGCUGACCUCUUCCUACAAGCAUGGCGUCCUUCUGCUUAUGUGAUCAGUGGGACUGUCAACUGGAUUAGCAUGUUCCUCGUGGCGAUGUUGUUCGGCUACAUUGUGGAUGCACUAGGACAGUUCUGCUUCCUGAUUUUCGUUGCUUACAGCAUUUGCAGUGCAGCGUUCCUGUUAUAUUUUGUCCCAGAGACCAAAGGAAAGACAAUGGUAGAGAUUAUGGAGGAUUUCAACAAGCUGAAUUACAAGAACAGGGGCGCUGACACUGAAAGGACUGACAUUGAUCUUGCUACUAAAUGUUAACAUGUUUUUUUUAUACUUUAUUUAUCAGCUGCAAAUUGUUCUGCAUGAAGCUUUGAACAUUCACUUUGCAGUUAAAAUGUGAAACUGUAUUUUAAAAAUAAACCAUGUCAUCAACACAA